UCCUACAUAUCCAUCAGAGUUCAGACUACUCUUGGCCGGGAACUCCCAUGCAAAGCAGCUCGAUCCGGUGCUAGUACAGUACUGGUAGUACGGCACACACCACGGGACCAAACGACAGUAUGGACGCGGCAGGCACCCUGAGAAAGCGGCCGCUCUCGGUGCGCACAGAGAGCAAUGGCGCCGCGGCCGUCGCCGAGGCCGGGCCCGGGGCAGGACGUGGGCGGGCGGGCCAUGCCGAGGCGCCGGGUGAGCCCGUGAGCCCCUCCGCGAGGCUCGUGGGAGACUUCUACAUUGUCGUCGUGAUCGGGCUCGCGACGCCCGUGAACCUCCCCGUCGCCCGCGCCGGCAUCGAGGCCCAGCUCGCGCGCUACCCUCGCUUCCGCAGCAUCCAAGUGGAGGACGGGUCCAAGGACGGCAACCCGCGGUGGGUGUGGACGCAGGUGAACCUGGACGACCACAUCAUCUACCCGAAGCUGGACGCCGCCGCCGUGGCGGCCGACCCGGACAAGGCCGUGGAGGACUACGUGGCGUCGCUGUCCACGCUGCCGAUGGACAAGUCCCGGCCGCUGUGGGAGUUCCACGUCCUCGACUUCCCGACCUCCGAGGCCACGGCCACCACGGCGAUCCGCGUGCACCACUCGUUUGGGGACGGCAUGUCGCUGCUCACGCUCCUCAUGGCAUGCACGCGGAGCGCCGCCGACCCGACGAGGCUGCCGGCCAUGCCGCCACUGCCCACGCGCACGGGCCCUCUCUGGGCGCGGCCGCGGCCCCCGGCUUCCGCGGGCGCCCUGGCGUUCGCCGCGUGGGUGUGGUCGCUCGUCGUGCUGGCCUGGCACACCGUGGUGGACGUCGCGAGCUUCUUCGCGACGAUACUAUUCUUGAGAGACCCGCACACGCUGUUCAAGCGGGUGGAGCACGGCGAGCACCAGCGCAAGCGCAUCGUGCACCGGAGCCUUAGCCUCGAUGACGUCAAGCUCGUCAGGAACGCCUUGAACUGCACAGUGAACGAUGUGUUGGUUGGAGUCACCUACGCUGCUCUAUCGCGAUACUACUUCCGGAAGACAGGCGAUGCUGACACUGGCAAGGAGAUUCGUGUGCGAUCAAUACUACUUGUCAAUUUGAGGCCAACCACAAGCCUGCAUGCAUGUGUUGAGAUGAUAGAGUCCGGCAAGGAAAAUGAUGUGAAAUGGGGGAACAAACUAGGAUUCAUCAUCCUUCCGUUUCACAUAGGCUUGCACGACGAUCCAUUGCAAUAUGUUCGCAAGGCGAAGAAGAUUGUGGAUAGGAAAAAGAGCUCACUGGAAGUGAUAUUCACACAUUUAGCUGCAGAAAUUAUCCUCAAAAUCUUUGGGCUGAAGGCAGCUGAAGCCAUCUUCCAUCGUAUGAUCUCUCAUACGACCAUAUCGUUCUCGAACAUGAUUGGUCCAGUCGAACAGGUGGAGUUUUGUGGACAUCCGGUUGUCUUCAUUGCUCCUAGCGGUUAUGGGCCUCCAGAAGCCCUAACCGUGAAUUUUCAAAGUUAUGUUAACACUAUCAAGGUAAAUCUAGCAGUGGAUGAGGCACAAUUUCCAGAUUCUCAUCAGCUUUUGGAUGACUUUACCGAAUCCCUCAGUCUAAUUAGAGAUGCAGCUUCAAGAGUUGGGAAGAAUCAUAGGAAUGAUUAAGGGACUAUUCAACCAGUGCUUCCUUUCAAGCCUCCACUCCUAAUAAAUUUUGCAGAAUUCAAUAUUACUGCUAUAUUAUUUGUAGUUCUGUACUGUCAUGUAGAAUUUAAACUCAAAUUGAUGAAGCACACUGAGUGGGUUGAGCUAAGGAUAUUAUGGAGGAAACCAACUCCAUUUAUUUUGGGUAAAAAGUCCUAAAAAAGUAAUAAUGAAUAGUAUUGUAUUA
Molecule: messenger RNA, 1890 nt
Organism: Phragmites australis (common reed)
Lineage: Eukaryota; Viridiplantae; Streptophyta; Magnoliopsida; Poales; Poaceae
Product: wax ester synthase/diacylglycerol acyltransferase 11-like
Exons: 7
Coding region: 120-1664 (514 amino acids)
Biological process (GO): triglyceride biosynthetic process
Cellular component (GO): plasma membrane
Molecular function (GO): diacylglycerol O-acyltransferase activity; long-chain-alcohol O-fatty-acyltransferase activity
Source: RefSeq, a predicted model, not a curated record